GGAGGAUCGUGACUCAUCGGUUCGAGGGGAGAGGAGAUGCGUGUGAAGGUGUACAGUUCGGUGAGUCGGCACACGGAGAUCUGCACGUCCAUCGGCUGGUGCCGGGGCGGACGCACAGGCGAGCUUUGGAGCUGCGGAGGUACGCACACAACUCAACUCAACACACACACAGACGGACGAAGGAUGGACACAGAGGUGCUUCGCGUCAACGUGUGUGUGUCCGUGUAGAUGACAAGGCGUUGUGGAAGUGGAACGCCGACGGCUCGCCCAACGCGAAAAUCGCUGAUCUGGAGGUAAGUACAGCACAUAUAUAUAUGGAGGAGGCGCCGCGCGGGUCUGUCUGUCUGUCUGAGUUGUGCCAUUCAUCAUAUCAUGUGUUGUGUGUGUGUGCAGGUGUACCCAGCGAUGCUGCAGUGGGCGCCCAGCGGCGAUGUGCUGGCCAUAGGUGCGGUGUGCGUGUGCAUCUGCAUGCGGAGAGGGGAUGACGGCCAUGCAUGCCUAUGGCUGUCUGUCUGUGUGUUGUGUGCAGCGUGUACGGAGGGGAGUCUGCGGCUGUAUACGCGUGCGGGUAAGGAGGACAAGAAGGUGGAGGCCCACACGGGGGCCGUCAUCGCACUGAGGUGGAGCCACGACGGGUCGGCACUCGCUACGGCCGGAGAGGACGGCCUACUCAAGAUAUGGUCCAGGUCAGACAGACAGACAGACAGACAGACAGACGAUCUGCGCCAUCCAUCCACAGGCAAUCAGAUAUCUGUGUGUCUGUGCGGCUGCGUGCCUGUCUGUCGGCGUGCAGGUCGGGGAUGCUUCGUUCGACGUUGCUGCGUCUGCCGGCGUCGAUUUAUGCGGUGGCGUGGAGCGGCGACAACGAGAAGGUCGCCAUCGGCAGCUAUCGCAGGUGCCCACACUAGGCAACCAACACGGAUACAUACCAUACUCUGUGUGUGUUGUGUGUUUGUGUUUGUGUGUAGGGUAGUAGUGCAGUCACUGCAGCCAGGCCGUCGGCCGCAGGAGUGGAAGGCACACGAGGGGGUCGUGCUGCAGGUAAGUACUUACUUAUCGGCGUACAGGGGGAGGUGUGUGGGCGCAUAUAUGCGUGCAUAUGUGUGUGUGUGUGUCCACAGGUGGACUGGUCAGCGGUCACGAGUCAGAUCCUCAGCGGCGGAGAGGACUGCAAAUACAAAAUCUGGUACGCACAUACAGUCGCUUGCACGUCGGUCGACAAACACACACAGCGUUCGUGUAAUUGUGUUGUGUUAUGCAGGGACAGCGACGGCCGUCUGCUGUUCACCUCGGCGCCCCUGGAGCAGGUCACCACAAGCCUCGCAUGGUCACCUAACGGACGAUGGUUUGCGGUAAACACGCUACGCUGCCACACACGCAGAGAGAGAGAGAGAGAGAUGCACGUGUGUGUGUGUGUGCCCAUACAUACCUUCACUCACAGGUGGGAUCGUUUGGCGUGAUCAAGCUGUGUGACAAGACGGGGUGGUCCUACGCUAGAGAGGCGCUCACUCACAGCGGAUCGGUGUUCCAACUCGCAUGGUGGGCGCCUUGCGACUCCACAUCCCCCCUUCCCCCCCCAGCACACAACUCGAUGUAUCAUUUAAUCUGUGCGACAUGCAUGUGUGUGUGUGGUUGAAUGUGAUGAUGUAGGUCAGAGGACAGCACCGUGCUCGCCGGCGCGUGUGGCAGCGGGCAGGUACCCCAUCAGACACACGAGCACCUAGACACACAUACUAUCCACGUUGAUGCGUUCGUUCUUAUGUAUGUGUCCAGGUGGUCUUUUCCCAUCUGAGCGACCGCGUGGUGUCCUGGGCCCACCUGCAGGCUACACUCAAACAAGACAACACCGUCGAAAUCAAAGUAAACGAACGGCUGUUGUCGGGCGCGGCGCACGUGUGUAUGUGUGUGUGUUCCAUGCGCACAGGACACCAUCGCCGAGACGACGGACGAUUUGGAUUUCCGCGACCGGGUCAUCGACAUGUCAGUCGGCCACGGAGCCCUCAUCGUCACGACGGCCACACAGUGCUCCAUCCACCAGGUAUGGAGUACACACAAAGCAAAGCAAAUGGCCUUCUCUACACGUGUGUGUGUGUGUGUGUGUGUAGUCGCCGCACUGGUCGCCGCCACACGUGUUUGACCUGAAGGACCUGCCGCUGUUGGUGCUGCAGUCCCCGUACCACUUCUGCAUCGUUGACAGAGAUGGCAUACAUGUACCCAACACACCAUUUAUCCAUCCAUCCAUCGGGGUGUGUGUGUGAGACAGCUGUACACGUACGAGGGCCGGUUGCUGAGCACGGUCAAGUACAAGGGCCUCCGCACCGACGUCCUCAACCCCCUCACACUCUCCAUCGCACGUGACGCCGUCUGCAUGGUGGGCAUUCCCUCUCCAGACACACUCACAGAGAGAGAACCUGUCUGUUGUGUGUUGCUGGACUGGAUUUGUGUCGUAGGUAGACGCCUCCACGCCCAAGUGUGUGCGGGUGUUUGACGUGCAGUCGGGCAGACCGCUGGGGCAGCCAAUCGAACACAAGAUUGACAUCAUCCAGGCAGGAAGGAAGGCACCUCACCUCGGGCAGCUCAGCUCCCUCCUUACCUACCGCCCAACACACACACACACGUGUCCAUGCCGCCUGUAUGUAUGUGUGUGCAGGUGGCCGUGAACCAGCACGGGAGCGGUGCCGACCGCCGUGUGGCCAUCCUAGACAAAAACAAGGACCUCUACAUCACACCCGCACACCGCACACAGUGGUUCGUGCCCACACAGAGAGACAGAGAGAGAGAGAGAGAGAGAGAGAAACCAAGGACACACAGAUCUCACAUCAGGGGGGUUCGUGUGGUUGUGUUGUGUGUAGGGUAAAGUUGUCGUCGAUGGUAGACACGUUCAUGUGGCACGACCUGACCGACAUGAUGGUGGCGAUAUGUGGCGGCGGGGACAACAGCAUGCACUGCUGGUUCUACCCGGCCGCAGUCUUCGUCGACCAGGACCUGCUGCCGCACACUAUGGUCAGGCUGACACAGCCAUGGAUGCGUGUGUGGGGGGGAUAUGUGUGUGUGUGUGUGUGUGUGCAGACGACAAAGGAGGCGAUAGGGUGCGGCAAGAUGUGUCAGCUGGUGUCCUUUUCGGGCUCCCACUGCACCAUCAGACGAAGGUACACAGACAGACCACGCCCAAACCCCUGAUACCCACAUGCAGCUGAGUUCCUGUGGUUGUGUGUUGGGUGCAGCGACGGUGCGUAUCAGGCGUUGUCUGUCUCGCCCUACCCCCAGCUGCUCUACCAACAAGUCGAGAAGGGGCAAUGGUACACGACAGACACCCCCAACGCAUCCCCAACACCCACACCCCCGAAUGCACCAAGUACAUGUGUGUGUAGGGACAAGGCGAUCCGCGUGUGUCGAUUCGUCAAGUCGCCACCCCUCUGGGCGGCACUCGCAGCCAUGGCCCUGCACGCACGGUAGGCGGGCCACGUGGGGAUACCGACCUACCGAUGCACUCACUGCACACAACGGACGCACUCAUCCAUUUUGUCUGUCUUCGAUGCAGAGAGCUGACAACUGCCGAGAUCGCCCUCGCGAGCAUCGACGAGGUGGCUAAGGUACGCACUCACGCACUCGUCUGGACGUGGUGGACGGUGGAUAGUGGAUGGACGGUGUGUACGCCACGCCCAGGUGCACUUCAUCACGUCGCUCAACGAGCUGGCGGACGACACCGUCCGGGCGGCUGAACUCGCGGUGCGUGUGGGCAGGGCACAGGGGACCGACAUCCAUCUAUCCACACGUGAGGGAGUGUAUGUGAUGUGGUUGUGUAGUUGUUUUGCAAGCGUCCCGAGGAGGCGUUGGGUUUGCUGCUGCAGCAGGGCAAGGUCUACCGCGCCAUCGACAUGAACAUCCGCCUGCAGAGAUGGGAGGUGAAUGAGCACACCAACGCACUGCACCCCAAAGCACCCCUCAACCCAGGCACACACGCACCCAUGUGUGUCUGUGUGUGUCUGUGUGUGUCUGUGUGUGUCUGUGUGUGUCUGUGGAUGAAUGGCCACACUAGGCUGCGUUAGAUUUGGCCCAGAAGCACAAGGGCUACGUGGACGUAGUGCUGUCGAUGCGGCACAAGUUCCUGCAGGACAUGAACUACGACGAGACCAACCCCAAGUUCAUCAAGGCCACCAAGGUACCGACACAACAGAACAGAACAGAACAGAACCACUCUCCCCUCUGCACACACACAAUGUUCAUGUGUGUGUGUGUGUGUGUGUCUGUGUUUGUGGGCUGGUUGCGUGCUUGCAGGAGGUGUCAGUGGAUCACGCUGCUGUUGCGGCCAAGAUAGCAGCGGAAGAGGAGAAGGACAGGCGGCAGGCGGAGGGCAAUUAACUGACCGACCGACCGAUAGAUAGAAGCGUCGAUCCGUUCGUUCGUUCGUUCGAACUGUGUAUACGUGUCUAUGUAUGUGUAUCCGUUUGUCUGUCGGCCUGCCCGUCUGCCCGUCGGUCGGUCUGUAUGUGUCUGUUGAUAUAUAGGCGAUGGGUGUGCGUACGAGUGUGCUUGCGUUGCGUAGCGUGGACAGACCAGACCAGACCGUCUGUCCGUCAGUCAGUCAGUCACAUCACAGAACCAUUCAUGCGCACAGGCCAUGAACGAAG
Molecule: messenger RNA, 4631 nt
Organism: Vitrella brassicaformis
Lineage: Eukaryota; Vitrellaceae
Source: the annotation of a GenBank genome assembly